GCUGCCACAGGCUGCCACUAGCUGCCACAGGCUGCCACUAGCUGCCACAGGCUGCCACUAGUUGCCACAGGCUGCCACUUGCUGACUCUAGCUGCCACAGGCUGCCACUAGCUUGCCACAGGCUGCCACAGGCUGCCACUAGCUGCCAGAGAGUGCCUCUAGCUGCCAAAGGCUGCCUCUAGCUGCCACAGAGUGCCGCUAGCUGCCACAGAGUGCCGCUAGCUGCCACAGAGUGCCGCUAGCUGUCACAGAGUGCCGCUAGCUGCCAAAGGCUGCCGCUAGCUGCCACAGGCUGCCACUAGCUGCCACAGGCUGCCACUAGCUGCCGCUAGCUGCCACUAGCUACCACUAGCUGCCAUUAGCGGCGACUGGGAGGAUCUUGGCUUUGCUGCUCUUGCCCACAGUUAUCGGCACAUAUGACUGAAUGAAUUUUAAAUUUGCUUAAAAUCACUGGGUGCUACCGCUGACUGGUGGUAUGUAGGCUCUAUAGCUACUGAAGCACACAGACAAGUCUCCACGCAGAUUUGCAGAUCUCUGCCACAGCAGAAGUGUAGCAAAAGUUACUUGUAAAAAGAGUUGUAACUGGUGACUUGUCUGUAUUUCCAGCUCUUGGAGCAAAAUACUUUUCAGCCAUUAAUAUGUACGUAUGUAUUUACAGAUUUGUCUACACAUUUAUAAAUCUUACUACACUUUCAAAUCUGGAUACAGAUUUAGAGAUUCUUUUUUUUUUUUACACAUUUACAAAUCUGAUUACGCACACAGGUAUUGAGAUACAGUUACACAACUCUCCACUCACAUUUGUAAAUAUUUCUGCUACAAUAAUGUCUCCAUAGUCAAGCUGUUUGUGUGUGUGUGUACAACAUGUGCACAACAUGUGAACAACAUGUCAACAUAUGGAAGAGAAAAAGUGUUAUAAAGCAAGUGCACACAGACUGCUGUGAAUAUUAGCCGUUCAAACCAGAUCUAAAGCUCUGAGAAAAUAUGUUGUCACAAAUUGUAGGUUAUAUUUUGUGUAAAUGUGAUAAAUAGUUUGCAUUAGAAGUGAACACUGAAGUGAUUGAAAAAUACAUAAAUAUAAAUGAAUGGUGUGACCUACCUGGUGCCUUCAGUGUGUUUUUAAUUCUCGACAAUCUUUGAUUGAACUUGUUAUUUAAGGCGUUGUGUAAAUAAAAUGUAUUAUUAUUAUUAUUAAAAGAAAAUAUAAGUAUGUGAAAAGUUCAGUAAAUGUGUUUGAAGUUGUGAUUUCUGCAAAGCCUUUUUCAUAAGAAGUGUUCAGUUCAGUGCAGGUAACUCUCAGACAGCAGCUCAGGUUACAGGUGUGUGUGUGUAAACAGUCAUCAGUGUGUGUUGUGUGAUGAGAGGCUGACAGGAAGGGUGUGUGUCGCUGACGCCUUUCAUCUGGAAAUACAGGAUUUAGGAAGAGGAAACUGCAAACACUCAUUUUUAUCUGUCGAUGCUCUUUGAUGUUUCACAACCGACUGUUACAACAAAUAGGACUCCACACAGCAGAUUUACGCUCCACACCUGAUCCGAUACUGAAAAUACUGGAUGUCAACAGGAAGCUCGUGUUGUUGUCUUUAAAUACUUAAGAGACACGAUGCGGUGUGUUUGUUCCUCUCUUGUUACCUGACGUCCUGUCACACACCUGGAGGGGCGGAGCUUCAGCAAGUAAAAGCAGGUAAAGCUUCAGCAUUUCAUCCUGCAGCCUCAGAGGAGGAAACACAGCAGCAUCUGAAGGUCAGCAGGACUCUGAGCGUCUGAGGAUGAACCUUCACUGAGGUCUCUGGUGGUUCUACGAGGUCUGUUAAUCCUUAGCAGGUAUCAGUCAGUAGAGGUCACAUGAUGAGCUCCGCCUUCUCGCCAUCAUCUUACCUGAGCUUCAGUCUGUCUCACCGUGAGGACCGCAGCGUCUCUGUGUCCGGCUCCGUCCCCUUCCUCCUCUACCCUUCCAGCAUGGACCCCUACAAGGACCCUCUGAGAGGCCCCGGCCCCGGGCUUCUGCCCUACCUGGCCCCCUUCCACCACCACGGACACUUCAGCGUCUACGAGUGUCCCUUCGAGCCGGCGUUCAUUCAGAAACGUAACGAGCGAGAGCGUCAGAGGGUGAGGUGUGUGAACCAGGGUUACGCCAAACUGAGGGACCACCUGCCGGGUCAGAGCGCAGACAAGCGGCUCAGCAAGGUGGAGACGCUGAGAGCCGCCAUCAGGUACAUCAAGUACCUGCAGGGCCUGGUGGAGCUGGAGGACGGCAGACACGGCGGGGGGGAGUCUCCCGACACCUCGUCUCCUGGAGCGGACUGUGGAGGGGAGUCUGAGGGAGUCACGUGUUAAACACCUUCGACUCCAGGGGGCGCUCAUGAGUUUCAAUGUUUGACUUGAACUGAGGCAGAACUACAUGAAGACAAUUCAGCUUUUCUGCUCUACAGACACAGAAAGACGCCCGUCUGUGAACAUUCACGUGUCAUUAGUGCGUUAGCAGAAGGGCCAUUAGCCAUUAGAGCAAUAAUAACUGGUGCAUGAGAGAGAGUGAGUGUUUCUAUUAGAGUCAGUGUCUGAUGAACACGACAGAACAAACUGAACUGAGAGUUCAGUCUUGAUCUUGAAAAUAAUAAUUUCACAAAAAAGGUCCACUUACCGGUUUUUCUAUUUACUUCUUCCAGAGCUUUCACCAGGGAAACUUUGAAACAGUCUCUAUAUUUUCAAUGUUUAUUCAUGCCGACUGCACGCACGAAGAAAUGAAAUACUCUACAUGCAGCCAUGUUUGGCAGGUAUAAUGUUCACCAUGUUAGCUUAGCGUGUUAGCAUGCUAACAUUAGCUAGUUAGCAGUAAACACAGAGUGCAGCUGAGGCUGAUGGGAACGCCAUCAGCUCUGCAGGUGUU
Messenger RNA from Siniperca chuatsi (mandarin fish), 2881 nucleotides. RefSeq names its product achaete-scute homolog 5-like. Gene Ontology annotation, molecular function: protein dimerization activity; RNA polymerase II transcription regulatory region sequence-specific DNA binding; DNA-binding transcription factor activity, RNA polymerase II-specific. The record is from RefSeq and is a predicted model, not a curated record. Gene Ontology annotation, biological process: developmental process; regulation of transcription by RNA polymerase II. NCBI's taxonomy places the organism in Eukaryota, Metazoa, Chordata, Actinopteri, Centrarchiformes, Sinipercidae. Bases 1840 to 2331 code for a protein of 163 amino acids. The transcript has 3 exons.